Columba livia (rock pigeon) is the source of this 2042-nucleotide messenger RNA. RefSeq names its product splicing factor 3a subunit 2 (gene SF3A2). The transcript has 9 exons. Gene Ontology annotation, molecular function: zinc ion binding; nucleic acid binding. Gene Ontology annotation, cellular component: nucleus; catalytic step 2 spliceosome; U2-type prespliceosome. Gene Ontology annotation, biological process: spliceosomal complex assembly. Lineage: Eukaryota; Metazoa; Chordata; Aves; Columbiformes; Columbidae. The coding region runs from base 135 to 1082 and encodes 315 amino acids. The record is from RefSeq and is a predicted model, not a curated record.
CCCGCCCCGGCAGCGCUCGCGCAGGAAACCGGAAGCCGCGCGGGGUCGGGGGCAGCGCGGGAGCGGCGGCCGGAGCGGGGGGACCCGGCUGAGGACUUUUCUCCGUAAGAACCUGAAGCCCCCAGGGCCCCAUCAUGGAUUUUCAGCAUCGCCCUGGAGGUAAAACCGGGAGCGGAGGCGUCGCCUCGGCCUCGGAAAGUAACCGGGACCGGCGGGAGCGGCUGCGGCAGCUGGCGCUGGAAACCAUCGACAUCAACAAGGACCCUUAUUUUAUGAAAAACCACUUGGGUUCUUAUGAGUGCAAGCUGUGCCUGACGCUGCACAACAACGAGGGCAGUUACUUGGCGCAUACGCAGGGGAAGAAGCAUCAGACCAAUUUGGCCCGUCGAGCUGCCAAGGAAGCUAAAGAAGCCCCUGCCCAGCCCGCGCCGGAGAAAGUUAAAGUAGAAGUGAAGAAAUUCGUGAAAAUUGGACGACCGGGUUAUAAAGUGACCAAACAGAGAGACCCUGAAACAGGCCAGCAGAGCCUCCUCUUCCAGAUCGAUUAUCCGGAGAUCGCGGAGAGCAUCAUGCCGCGGCACCGGUUCAUGUCGGCCUACGAGCAGCGCAUCGAGCCGCCCGACAGGCGCUGGCAGUACCUGCUGAUGGCGGCCGAGCCCUACGAAACCAUCGCCUUCAAGGUGCCAAGCAGAGAAAUCGACAAGGCAGAAGGAAAGUUUUGGACCCACUGGAACAGGGAAACCAAACAGUUCUUCCUCCAAUUCCACUUCAAGAUGGAGAAGCCUCCAGCCCCCCCAAACCUCCCACCAGGGCCACCCACGGUGAAGCGGCCGCCGCCGCCCCCGCUGAUGAAUGGGCUGCCCCCCCGGCCGCCGCUGCCCGACUCGCUGCCGCCGCCGCCACCGGGGGGGCUGACGCUGCCCCCCAUGCCCCCCUCAGGCCCGGUGCCGCCGCCCCCGGUGCCGCCGCAGCUGCCGCCAGCGCCCGGCGUCCCUCCCCCGGCUCCUCUGCCGCCCAUGAUGAGGCCCCCGCUCCCCACCGAGGGGCCGGGCGCCAUCCCCCCCCCACCGCCCUCCAACUGAAGCCCCCACUGGACUCUGUCCCACCGGACCCCUCUCGCUCGUCUCUUUUUAUACGCAGAUCACGACUGAUUCAGAGAAAUAUUGCAGUUUUUUAGGCCCGUGAGUUGGACUCAAUCCUGUAGGUUCAUUAAAAGGUUUUCCAGUUUUCCUUUCUCUCUGUUUUCCUGUGUCUUGGUUAAAAAUGUUGCCAUGUCUUCAACUUUCUUUAGCCCUUAAGUACAUAAAAUAUUCCCAGCCUGGUUAUAGUUUGGAAAUUCUCCAAAGAGGAGGCAAAGGAUUGGAAAUCGCUUGGCACUUCACCUCCUCCUGCCUGAAUGGCUCCAUCAGCCCCAGCCCAGCUGCGCUGGUAGCAUGUUAACCCCCCUCAAACUGCGCAUCCCGUUAAUUAGCAGCCAGUUAAUCAGUUGCUAUUCAACUGAAGUCCUUUAUCGAGCUGUUUAUUCGGUGAGGGGGAGACUUGACAGACGGAAAGGAUCCUGUCACUGCCUCCCUGGUAAUCACAGCAGAAUUUUCUACAUCCAAUUUUUGAUUUUUCCUGCUGAAUUAGGGUUGCGGUCGCUGCUGCAACCGGAGCUCAGGUGGCGCCAGCUCGAAGCUGGAAACAUCUAUACAAGAAAAUGGGUCUGGGCUCCCGCUCAGGCGGCCCUGAAAAGCACCGGCUGGGAUUUCAUUGACGGUUCCACACAGAAUCCUCCUCCUCCCCACGCCUGUGAACCCGCUCUCUGGGGCAGGGCAGAGAUCUCUGGGAAUGUCUGCAGUGAUAUUAAAUCUUACUUUAUUACCGUAAUUCAUUAAUGUCUGUACCGUUAUGAAGCACCUGCUGUCAUGUCCGAUUUUUUUGUCCCUAUCCUCCCACUGCUGGGUUAGCUUUGGCAAGCUUUCAGUCAUCUGUGGUUUUAUUUAUACUGAAUGUUUCCUUUAAACAAUCAUUUGGUUCCCAUUAAAAACCAGAAGGUCUGA